UUCAAAACGGUACUUCAAAAAAUUUUCCAUGCAUCCGAUCUUUUAUAUAUUCCUCUCUUUGAACCAAGUUUCAUAACCUGAAGUAAACUAUUUACUCACCAGUACACACAUGCUGAAAAAGUGAAGGAGGAAGAAAGAGAUGAGAGAGUCGGAGAAGAAGAGCAUGUACAUAGAACAAACCCCAGAAGUACUGGAGAAUGGCCCUAACAAGAAUUUUGACUACGAUGGCCGUGUCAAACGAACUGGUAAUUUGAUGACUGCAAGUGCACAUAUCAUAACUGCGGUUAUUGGGUCGGGCGUGCUGUCACUGGCUUGGGCCAUAGCUCAGUUGGGAUGGGUGGCCGGUCCGGCAGUUCUUCUGGCGUUUUCUUUCAUAACCUACUUCACCUCCACCCUACUAGCUGACAGUUAUCGCUCUCCAGGACCCGUCAAUGGCAGCAGAAACUACACUUAUAUGGACGUCGUGAGGUCUCAUUUAGGAGGUGUGAAAGUUCAGCUCUGUGGAUUAGCCCAGUAUGGUAAUCUCAUUGGGGUUACAAUUGGAUACACAAUCACUGCGUCCAUUAGUAUGGUGGCGGUCGAGAGGUCAAAUUGCUUCCACAGACACGGUCAUCAUGUCAAGUGUUCGAUAUCCAACUAUCCAUAUAUGAUAAUAUUUGCAGUAAUUCAGAUAAUUCUUAGUCAAAUACCAAACUUCCAUGAGCUGUCAUGGCUAUCUAUUGUAGCCGCAGUUAUGUCUUUUGCCUAUUCUUCUAUCGGCCUCGGUCUCUCCAUAGCUAAGGUUGCAGGUGGUGGGCAUGCUCGGACAAGCCUAACGGGGGUAACAGUCGGGGUCGACGUGUCCGGUACGGAGAAGGUCUGGAGAAGUUUCCAAGCCAUUGGAGAUAUAGCCUUUGCAUAUGCCUAUUCCACAGUGCUUAUUGAGAUCCAGGACACGUUGAAGUCGCCGCCCCCAGAGAACAAGGUAAUGAAAAGGGCCUCUUUGAUAGGAGUGUCGACCACGACCAUAUUCUACGUCCUUUGUGGUUGCAUAGGUUAUGCAGCAUUUGGGAAUAAAGCUCCGGGAAAUUUCCUCACUGGGUUCGGAUUUUAUGAACCCUUCUGGUUGAUUGACUUUGCCAAUGUCUGCAUUGCUAUCCACUUAAUUGGUGCUUACCAGGUCUUUGCCCAGCCAAUAUUUAGUUACGUAGAGAAACGUUGCAACAAGAAAUGGCCGGAAAACAAAUUCAUCUCGACUGAACAUGCCAUCAAUAUUCCAGUAUGCGGUACUUGGUACAUUAACUUGUUUAGACUGGUAUGGAGAACAACCUACGUCGUAGUAACAGCCGUGAUGGCCAUGAUAUUUCCGUUCUUCAACGAUUUCUUGGGUCUCAUUGGGGCAGCCUCAUUUUACCCAUUAACAGUGUAUUUUCCCAUUGAGAUGCACAUUGCACAGGCCAAAAUACCCAAGUAUUCCUUUACAUGGAUAUGGCUUAAAAUACUGAGCUGGGCUUGUCUUAUUGUGUCACUCGUUGCUGCUGCCGGAUCCAUACAAGGGCUUGCCCAGGAUGUCAAGACGUAUAAGCCCUUCAAAACUCAAUAAGUUUUAGUUACUACUUAAUAUAUAACAUUUUCAAUAAGAUUUUAUAUAAAUUGUCCACAUCAAAGAUGGACUUAUAGACCUACGUUGUUGCUCAUGCAAAUCUGUUUUACAGGGUUUGAUGAUUAGAAAUUGAAAGAUUUAUUACAACUCUACUUUUAGCAUAUUA
Molecule: messenger RNA, 1748 nt
Organism: Olea europaea var. sylvestris
Lineage: Eukaryota; Viridiplantae; Streptophyta; Magnoliopsida; Lamiales; Oleaceae
Product: amino acid permease 6-like
Exons: 7
Coding region: 140-1582 (480 amino acids)
Cellular component (GO): plasma membrane
Source: RefSeq, a predicted model, not a curated record